AUGUUGACCGAUCGGUGCGGGAGGCCGCAGGCGAACGUCAUGCUCAUCAACGACUUCCGGAGCUGUUCGCUCUUUGCAUGGAACGGGGGCUCCAACCACGGGGCCACCUGCAAGGAGCUUAUGGCGGAAUGGCCGCACAUCGAGUACCUGCCGUGCGCUACACACGUGCUCGACCUCCUGAUGGAGGACAUGGGCAAGAUCUUGUGGGCGAAGGAGAUUGUGGAUCGGUGCGGGGACAUGAUCAGCUAUGUCCGCAACCACCAUUUCACCCGUAAUUACCUAAGGAGUGGGGCAGUAAAGGGAGGAAAGGGGAAGCAGCUUGUGAAGCCGGCAGGGACCAGGUUCGGCACCAACUUCAUCGCCCUCUCAAGGCUGUGCCAGCUGCGGUGGACGUUGUCUCAAAUGGUGCUGAGCGAGGAGUACGGCAACUGGGGGAGUGGGACAAAGAAGCUGACGGCGGAUACGUUCCGCGGCCACGUCAUGGGCGACGAGUGGUGGAAGAAAGCAACAUACAUUGUGGAGCUCUUGGCGCUUCCGUUCAAGGUGAUGCGAGCCACGCAUAGCAGCGCUAAGGGCAUGAUGGGCACCAUCUAUGACCUCAUGCUCCAGCUGACCGAGGACAUGAAUGCUAAGCUGGAGGCGGGGGGCAAGAUUCUAACGCGGGCGGAUGCGGCUGAGAUAGGGAAGAUUGUUAGGCACCAUUGGGGGAAGAGAGCCUCGCUUGCGCGCUUCACGUCGUUGGCCGGAUCCUGA
Messenger RNA from Closterium sp. NIES-65, 753 nucleotides. The record is from the annotation of a GenBank genome assembly. Lineage: Eukaryota; Viridiplantae; Streptophyta; Zygnematophyceae; Desmidiales; Closteriaceae.